CUUUCAUUCCUUCCUUUAUCACCCCUUUUGUCAAUAUAACACCAACCCUCUUCCCUGAUCUCUUCCUCUUUCACUCUGCUCUAAUUCCUUGCUCGUUCGUAUCCUUUAUCACCCAUUCUCUUAUCAGUUCCUCUCUCUCUUUCUAAGCACUCUUUAGAAAGCCUUUCUCCCACGAAGGCACCAAGGCUAAAAUAAUCUUCCAAUGGCUACAGAUGUGUCUCGCUGGAAAGAAAUGCUGGACAAUUCAAUGUCCGGCAACUUCUUGAGUGAAAAUUUGAUCGAUAUCCAUUUACGGUUACCCGUCAAGUCUAUUGUUCGAUUUAGGUGUGUUUGCAAAUCAUGGUGCACUCUAUUCGAUGAUCCCGAUUUCAUUAGUAUGCAUCUCAGGCAGGCCUCUGCAAGCAGUAAUGGUCGUCUGCUCUUUAAACAUCUGUCCAGCUCUGAGCAAGAAAUUUACUCCUUACGAAGCAACAUAGCUUUUGCGGAAGUGCGCAGACUGGAAGUACCCGUUCCAAGCAAGACAGAUUAUUACCAAAUAGUGGGAUCCAGCAAUGGGUUGAUUUGUCUGACGGAAUCUAACUUCAAGGGUUCAUAUCUCAGCCUGAACACAUUUCUCUGGAACCCAGCUAUUCGAGAAUUUGAAACCCUGCCAAAAUAUCAUAUCAACAAUUUCACAAGUCCGCUCAUGGUGGUGGGUCUGGGGUUUGCAUUUCACCCAGUGAUCAACGACUACAAAGUGGUAAGAAUAGUGUAUUUUAUGAGAAAUAAAACAUCCGAAGCUGAUCUCUACUCGCUAAGGACAGGGUCGUGGAGGAAAGUGGAUGCCAAUAUCUGCUGCUACAUCCACAGUAACGUGUCACGGACAUUUAUCAAUGGAGCUUUACAUUGGUUGGCAGGUAAGAAAAAUGAGAUGGACAAUACUGAUAAUUUGAUCCUAUCGUUUGACAUGGCUAGGGAUGUUUUCAAGGAGAUGAUGCUGCCGGACUUCGGCUAUGACGAGCUGAUCCGCAAAUGUCUUGCAGACUACAAGGGUUCCCUUUCUGUCUUGUUUUAUGACGCCUAUCACAGCAAUGAAAAUUGUGACGUGUGGGUAAUGGAGGAGUACGGUGUUGCCAAGUCUUGGACUAAACACUUUACCAUCCGCCAUGAGAUUGAAAUUAUUAUACCAUUCGAGUUCUUCGAUAACGGGGAGGCUAUACUCCAGAAGAAGAAGAGUGGAGGAUUUAUUUCAUGGGACCCGGAUGGGAUCAGGUUCAGGGAUCUUGGAGUUUCAGGGCCUGCUCGUCUGGUUGAAUACAUGGAGAGCCUGGUUUCACCUAGGGGAGGGAAUGGAUCAGCCGGGCAGCUUCUUUUCUAUAGUACUUCAGCUUCCACCACCCCUGGUUCUACUAAGGAGAUUGACGUCGGGGUUAAAGAAGGUGAGGUGGAGGGAGAAGAUGAAGCGAGUAGAAGAUCCAGCAAAGGCAGUGUUUGAUAGAAGUAUAGUUAUGUUAUUUUGCCUUACAACUCAAGGCGGUAUGUUUUUCUUUCUUUUGUUUCCUUUUCUUUUUGUUGGCGGAAAUAUGGUAUGUUAUCUUAAGGUUGUAGUAAAUUUCAAAAUCUAGUUUCUGUAUUUGUUGCA
Vitis riparia (riverbank grape) is the source of this 1621-nucleotide messenger RNA. Its product is annotated as F-box/kelch-repeat protein At3g23880-like. The transcript has a single exon. The record is from RefSeq and is a predicted model, not a curated record. Bases 203 to 1474 code for a protein of 423 amino acids. Gene Ontology annotation, molecular function: protein binding. Lineage: Eukaryota; Viridiplantae; Streptophyta; Magnoliopsida; Vitales; Vitaceae.